This is a messenger RNA of Aspergillus terreus NIH2624, 1284 nucleotides long. RefSeq names its product NAD(P)/FAD-dependent oxidoreductase. Gene Ontology annotation, molecular function: oxidoreductase activity. The transcript has a single exon. Gene Ontology annotation, biological process: retrograde transport, endosome to Golgi. The record is from RefSeq and is a predicted model, not a curated record. Bases 1 to 1284 code for a protein of 427 amino acids. Lineage: Eukaryota; Fungi; Ascomycota; Eurotiomycetes; Eurotiales; Aspergillaceae. Gene Ontology annotation, cellular component: cytoplasm; late endosome.
AUGGCAGCCAGUAACGAGCGCCGUGAUAUUGUCAUUGUCGGUAUGGAUUCUACCCCGCACUGCGAGUUGAUGCACCAUACUCACGAAUUUACUGCAGGCGGAGGCAUCAUCGGAUGCUGCUCGGCAUAUUAUCUGACAAGACACCCAUCCUUUGACCCGUCGCGUCACUCCGUCACUCUCAUCGAAGCGUCCGAAAUUGCAGGCGGCGCGUCAGGUAAAGCUGGGGGUCUCCUGGCAUUGUGGGCGUACCCCAGCAACAUUGUGCCGUUGAGUUACAAACUACAUUCUGAACUCGCCGAGGAACACAAUGGAAAGGAUCGCUGGGGGUAUAGAGAAGUGGGAUGUGGACAACUUAUCGCUCGAGGCCGUGCACUCAACGAAAAGAAAGAGGGCGGCGACGGCGGCGACUCUGUGUCCCUGCAGAAGCGCAGUGCUGCAGCGUUGGGAAAGUUGAAGAGGGCCCAAGUUCCUCAAGACCUAGACUGGUUUGAACCUGACCUGCUUAGAGGCUAUGAGAGCAUGAGUGACCCGGGCGAGACUGCUCAGGUCCAUCCAUACUUGUUCACUACAUCGAUGGCAAAACUUGCUGAAGAAAAAGGUGCCAAAGUCACACUGGGCUCAGUCACAAACAUCGGAUAUGCAGAUGACGCUGUGGAAUCUGUCACCUACACAGACAAAGAAUCCGGUGAUUCAAAGACGAUUCCUGCUACAGACGUCGUCAUCGCGGCAGGCCCUUGGACAAGAUCUGUCUUACCCGAGGCGCCGAUCUCAUCCAUGCGAGCUCACAGCGUUGUGAUUCGCCCUACGAGGCCAGUCAGCGCGCAUACUUUGUUCACGAACAUCGAGAUCCCGGCCAACUUCGACCCUGCGAAGCCCUCGCGUCCAACCGUUGCAGCGCCUGAGAUCUAUGCUCGCCCCGAUGACACCGUUUACGCAUGUGGCGAGGGUGAUCAGACCGUCCCGCUUCCUAAAACCACAGCAGAUGUUGAGGUUGAUCAAACACGGUGUCAGGAAAUUAUUAAUCAGGUGGGCAGUAUUUCUGAUGAGUUACGCAAUGGGCAGAUUUGCGCCCGCCAGGCUUGCUACCUUCCAAACGUCACCGCGGUGCGCGGAGGGCCUUUGGUUGGUCACACAAGCACUAAGGGUUUGUAUCUUGCUGCUGGGCAUACAUGCUGGGGUAUUCAAAACGCUCCGGGCACUGGAAAGCUGAUCAGCGAAUUUGUCUUCGACGGCCAGGCUAAGAGUGCAAAGAUUGGAUCUCUUGAUCCGCGGAACUACCUUUAA